Closterium sp. Naga37s-1 is the source of this 970-nucleotide messenger RNA. The record is from the annotation of a GenBank genome assembly. Lineage: Eukaryota; Viridiplantae; Streptophyta; Zygnematophyceae; Desmidiales; Closteriaceae.
AAGGCUUCGGCGAUACGCGUCUGCAGCAGCAGCCGAAACCACUGCCAUAACUACCGGCCUGCGAACGGCGGCGGCAGAUGAGGCGGUGACAGGGGCGUGGGUGGGGGGGCUGCGAGUGCUAGUGGUUGACGACACGCCUGUAAACCUCCUCGUGGCCCGCCGCUCCCUCGCCAACUGGGGCGCCCGAGUCACCACCGCCUCCCGUGGGGAACAGGCGAUAGAGUUGAUCGCUGCUGGGGUGGAGGGAAGUAGAGUUCAGGAGGAGGGGAGAGGGGAGGAGGGGGCGAGUGGGAAGCAGGAGGCAAGAGAGCAGCAGGAGGCGAGAGAACAGCAGGAGGCGAGAGAGCAGCAGGAGGAUGUGUCCCUGCAGCAUGCGUUCGACUUGGUUCUCAUGGACCUGCAGAUGCCGGGCAUGGACGGCUUCGCAACAGCAGCAGCCAUACGGGACCUCGAGAGGAGAGUGGAGUUUGAAGCCAUUUCACGAGCACAGCAGUUGCAGCAGCAGAGGCAUCAUCAAACCCCUUCUGCUCUGCCCGUCCCUUCCCUAGAAGCUUCAAACCCUGCUGCUGCCCCUGCUGGGUGGCCUGUCUCCCUGCGGGUGCCCAUAGUGGCUCUGACAGCCGACGUGGAUCGCGGAGUGGUGCAGAGGUGUGCAGAGGGGGGGUUUGACGGUGUGCUGCAGAAGCCAGUGGAUGCCCACCUGCUCGCCGCCCACCUCUCCCACAUGCACUUCCACCGCUCUCUUCGACGCAGUAGCACUCACUCCAGCAGCAGUAGUCGCUCGAACACUCACACGCUCACACCCCUUCCACAAACUCACUCUUUGCUGGCCGCCCACCUCCUGGCCGCCCACCUCCUGGCCGCCCGCCUGCUGGCCGCCCACCUGCUGGCCGCCCACCUCCUGGCCGCCCACCUGCUGACCGCCCACCUCAACCAAAUGUACUUCCACCACUCCCACACAAACUAUUGA